Racocetra fulgida is the source of this 713-nucleotide messenger RNA. Lineage: Eukaryota; Fungi; Glomeromycota; Glomeromycetes; Diversisporales; Gigasporaceae. The record is from the annotation of a GenBank genome assembly.
AUCUUGAAACAAAUGAAGCUUAUGAAAUAAUUAUUGAUAUUAUUACUAAAAGAUGGAAUAUAAUUUAUGAUCCUGUAAUUGAAAUAGCAUAUUUAUUAGAUUCAAGAUUUCAAGGCAAAAAUUUAUCUAAUGAUAUUAUGACAAUAGUAUCUGAUUUUAUUGAAAAAUUUUAUCCUGAAAAUAGUACAAAAAUUUAUGAACAAUUAUUAGAAUAUUUAGCACAUACUGGUCCUUUUAAUAAUAAUUUGGCUUGGGAAACUGUUUAUACUACUAAUCAAUUAACAUGGUGGACUGGAAAUUUUAAAAAUUCAGCUCCAGAACUUACACUAUUUGCUAAAAGAAUUUUAACUAUUCCUACAUCAUCUGCUUCAUCUGAACGUAAUUGGUCUAUAUUUGCUCAUAUUCAUUCAAAAAAUAGAAAUAGACUUAAAUCUCCAAAAAUAUUAAAAUUAGUUUAUAUUUAUAGCAAUUAUAAACUAAAAAAAUUACAAUCUAUUAAUCAAAAAAAAUUAGAUUAUAUAAAAAAUAAAUCUAAUUUAGAUGAUAAUUUUUGGGAAGAUUUUUUUACUAAAAAUGAAGAUAACUUAGAUUUAUUAGAUGAAGAUAAUGAAUUGGAUUUAUUAUAUGAAGAUGAAUCUGAUUUUUUAAAUAAAAGUGAAUUAGAAAUGGAACUAGAAGCAAUUAUUUGUGCUAGUAAUACAACUCAAAAAAGG